CAGCCCCACCAACGAAAGCUGCCGCACGCUGACCGUGAAUGAGAUGUUUCUCCUUGACUCGGGUGGCCAGUAUCUAGAUGGUACAACUGACAUCACUCGGACUGUGCACUGGGGUACUCCCACCGACUUUCAGAAGGAGGCUUUUACGCGUGUGCUGAUGGGAAACAUUGAGAUAUCGCGUACCAUCUUCCCUACGGGUACCAGAGGCAUGAAUAUGGAGAUGCUGGGACGCAGGGCAUUAUGGGAAAUUGGCCUCAACUAUGGUCAUGGCACCGGGCACGGCGUGGGGAACUAUUUCGGUGUCCAUGAAUGGCCGGUGGGAUUCCAGAGCAAUAACAUCCCAUUUACCGAGGGAAUGUUCACCUCCAUAGAGCCAGGAUAUUACAGAGAGAAUGAGUUUGGAAUAAGGAUUGAGGAUGUAGCAGUUGUGGUAGCUGUUGAAACAAAGCAUGGUGAGGGGUACCUGACCUUUGACACUGUGUCACUGGUGCCUUACGACAGGAAGCUGAUUGACACUUCCCUUCUGAGCCCAGAACAGUUGCAGUGGCUAGAUUCCUACUACAAGAAGAUCCGUAGUGUUCUGGGGCCCGAGCUGGAGCGGCAGGCUCUCUGGGAGGAGCAGAAGUGGCUGCUGAGGAGCACAGAGCCCCUCCUUCCUGUUGCCAUGGUGCCGUGAAGCUGCCUCACUUUCAAGGGAUGGAGAUGCUUUCACAUGACAGUAUUUUAGCUGACUUGUAAUGCAGCAGCUUCUUCUGAAUAAACAUUUUACUCAUCAAA
Molecule: messenger RNA, 777 nt
Organism: Paramormyrops kingsleyae
Lineage: Eukaryota; Metazoa; Chordata; Actinopteri; Osteoglossiformes; Mormyridae
Source: RefSeq, a predicted model, not a curated record